Cavenderia fasciculata is the source of this 2187-nucleotide messenger RNA. RefSeq lists its product as uncharacterized. The coding region runs from base 1 to 2187 and encodes 728 amino acids. The record is from RefSeq and is a predicted model, not a curated record. NCBI's taxonomy places the organism in Eukaryota, Evosea, Eumycetozoa, Acytosteliales, Cavenderiaceae. The transcript is spliced from 3 exons.
AUGUCAUUUUAUUAUAGUUUAAUAAAGCAUAUAUUAAAUAAUAAACAACUAAGAGUAAUAAUAUUCCAACAUGUAACUAGUAUUCAUCGACAACUAGCUGUAAAGACUGCUAAAUCCAAAGAUUUAGAAUCAUUGCGCGAUUAUAUCAAAUAUGGUCGAACUGAUCUUUUCAUCAAACACUUUGAUCGGUUUCAUCAAUUGAUUCUAAUGGUUGAUCAACAAUCAAAAAGAUAUAAAAAGAUAAACAACCAUAUUCAUCUUUCUUUUUUAAAGAAUAAUUAUAUUAAAAGAUUAUAUUGGGUAUUUGAUAUUGUAUUUGAAAAGAAUAAUCAUGUUGCAAUGAAAUAUUUAAUUGAUAGACUUGGUAUAACAAAAAAAGACUUUCAAUCAUACAGACCACACUUUACAACCAGUCUCUAUCAAUUCACAACCGAGAUGUUCUACGUAUUGAGAGAUGCAAACUUUUCAACACUUGUACCAUCUCUUCAAAAUGCUAUGAUCAAUGUAUUGAUUAAACUUGGUGGCUGUGAUCAAUUGGAAUCAUAUCUAUCUAAAUUGUAUAACCCAAACCCAUCAUCACCAUCACCUUCACGUCAUCCAUUUAAAAAUUCAUUUUCAUCUUUACUUUCCAACAACAACAACAAAGAAGAAAUGAUUUAUACUCUUCAGAUGAUAGAUAUAUUUAAAAGAUAUUCAAUCAAUGUUAUUGAAGAUGUAUUGAUUGGAGCAGUAGAGAAUAAUCAUUUGGAGAUGAUAAAGUGGAUCGUGGAGAAUGUACCUGAAAAGAAACUAAUUGAAAUUUGCCUAGAUCUUGAUAUAUUCCGUGUAUUAGAGGAACAUGGUAAAAAAGAGGUGUUGGAGAUGCUACCAAUACCAGAGAAUCCCCCAUAUGGUUUGGGUGGCUCGGGAAAAGGAAAUCUGGAUUACAUGGAGUAUUUUUUACAGAUAUCUCGUCGUGGUCAUAUUCGUGUCAUUGGAUUGUUGGUACAAAAUCUUGCAUAUGGUCGAUUGGAUGCAAUUGAAUUGAUCCUAUCAAACUAUCAAGAGCAAUUACGACAAGAUCAGACUUUUAAUGACCAGCUGGUCAUCGACAACAUUGAUCCAAAAUGUUUUUCAGUUGGUUUGGUCACAAGACUAAUUGAUUUGGGAUUCAAAGUACCCCUCUUUGAUUCUUUUCUUGAAACUGUCAUCCAAGACAAUCAACUAGAUACCUUGAUCGAAUUGGAUCCUCCAGCUCUCAAACUACCACUACGAGUCCAAAAUUUUACUAGACUACUCGGCUAUGCAAUAGAAUGUAACAGUCUAUCUUCAAUCGACAUUCUACUACACCAUCCACGAUUCCAAGAGUUUCAAGAUCACACCACCACCACCACCACCACUCUCACGAUUGACAUUAGUUGUAUCAAACCACAAAGCGUGCCAACGAUUGAAUAUUUAUUCUCCUUGUCAACCAUACCUGUUAUUAAAUUCAACUGUGAUUUCUCCCUUUCUAUCAAUUAUAUGGCAGCAGUCGAUUACGAGUCUGUUUCAAAGGUUAUUCGAUUGGUUUACAGACCCAACAUUAUUGACCACUGUCAGUUGGUUGGUAUAUUUGUUUUGGCCAAUGAUAUAGAAUGGUUGUUUGACCAUAAUAUCAUUACCAAUGAAACCCGUUCAGGUCUAUUUGGUGGCUCCAAUCAUAGUAUAUUUACAUGUAUAUUGGCAAUUGCCUGUCGAAAUGGAAAUUAUAAAGCUUUGGAUUUUCUUUUCGACAAUUGUUUAUCCAUCCAAGUCAACGAUCAUUUAUCAUUGACGAGUUUGGCACGUCUACCAGAUGACCAACAGUUUGAACGAUUUUGGAAAAAGAUAGUCAUAACAGAUGCUCGAACUGCCGUUACCGUUGCUCAUAUUAUUAUACGUAUCAUUUUACUUCCAAAAGAAGUUUGUAACCCAAAAAGAGCAAAGUUUAUUGCUGACAUUUAUGGUACUUUUCUUCUGAAUCCUUACCAUCAGAUCAACCCAAUACGUGGUCCCUCAAUCAUGUACCUUGAAGAUAAUCAUCCUUUUGCUCACUAUCCAACUCUAAUGGAGGUGUUUUGCUCUGAUCAGAAAGUAGGAUGGAUUAAUAGUUAUUCAUUUGCAGAUCAAUUGAAAAUCUUUCAAAAAGCAAUCAGUUUUGGUUAUAUCCUUCCUAUCCCAAGUUUUUAG